GUUUCAGAAAAUGGAUGAUGUAGGUGCAGCGAUUACAACGUUAAAAAUUUUAAUUGUCGGUGAAAGUGGUGUCGGAAAGUCGAGUCUGAUGUUAAGAUUUGUGGAUGACACAUUUGAUCCGGAAAUUGCCGCUACAAUUGGAAUUGAUUUUCGAGUUACAUCAAUGAUGGUCGAUCAGAAUCGGGUGAAACUAGCAAUCUGGGACACAGCGGGACAAGAGCGGUUUCGUACUUUAACGCCAAGUUAUUACAGGGGAGCACAAGGAGUGAUAUGUGUAUACGAUGUGUCAAAUCGUCAAACAUUUGAAAAACUUGGCCAUUGGAUGAAUGAAGUAGACACUUAUUCAACCAAAAUGGAUGCCGUGAAAAUGCUCGUUGGGAAUAAAAUUGAUAUGUCCAAUAGAGAAGUUACUCGAGAAGAAGGAUUAGAAUUCGCAAAAAAGUAUCGCAUGCUCUUUAUUGAAGCAAGUGCUAAAACUCGUGAAGGUGUACAGUGUGCAUUUGAGGAACUUAUUGAAAAGAUUUUACAAACACCGGGACUUUGGGACAGUGAUCGAUCAGCUUUUGCUCUUGGUGCUGGCGCAGAUAAGACUGUUGCCAAUUGUACAUGUUGAUGUAUAAAAUGACUUCGGACUACUUCGGUUGUCAUGACUCAGUGAUACAUUCAAUUUGUCCGUGAUUCAAACGUGAUGCUUUCUUCUUAAAUCAGGAUCAUCGUGAUAUAGAACAGCCAUGAUUUUUUUACUACUAUAUGCUUGUUUCAUUUCGUGGCAUCAGUUUUUGAGAAUAAUUUUGGAACGUUUUUC
This is a messenger RNA of Loa loa (African eye worm), 805 nucleotides long. RefSeq names its product Ras-like protein Rab-18. The record is from RefSeq and is a predicted model, not a curated record. The transcript has 7 exons. NCBI's taxonomy places the organism in Eukaryota, Metazoa, Nematoda, Chromadorea, Rhabditida, Onchocercidae. The coding region runs from base 11 to 613 and encodes 200 amino acids. Gene Ontology annotation, molecular function: GTP binding; GTPase activity.